AUGUCAAAACCUUCGAAUAAUGGAGAUAGUAACAUAACACACCCUGCAUUUUCAGUUGGUGUUCCAGAAGAUAAAAAGAAAGAAAAGAUUCACAAUGGUUUAGGAACUUCAAGUGUCAUCAAUAAUGGAAUUUUAGAUAACAAACAAUCUCCAUCUCGCAGAGAAAAAUCUCCUAUCAUUGGUAAUCAGCAAAAUACGAUACCUAUAAUAAACAAAACAAGCUUAACAGGAUCAACUAUUUUUAGUUCUCCAGUGGAAGGUAUUAAAAGAGCACCCACUGUAACAUUUUCCGACGAUAAAACAUCCAAUAUGAGAACUAAUGAAAGUAAUUUAUUGAUAGAUAAAAAAGUAGUCAGAGCUAUAAGUCCAUUAUCACAAAUGACUGAAAAGAAUCCUAUACCGGAGAUAAAAUCCCAGAUUAUGCAACCGACUCCAGUGUGUUCUGGAUUAACCUCUUCACGUACAUCAAAUAGUAGAGAACCAACAAAUCUAAUGCCUAAAAGUAUUAUCAUGAAGCCUAACGAACCACCUACUUCAAAUUCAGCAUCUACUCCAGUUUUUGCAGAAUCUUUAUGUAGGAGUGCCAGCGUUGUAUCAUCCCAAGGAAUUAGAUCACCACUACUUUUUCAAAGUGAUAUACCUGCUCAACAGUUAGAUUCUUUGUCGUUAGAUGUUGACUCAGCUGGUUUGCAGAAAGGUGUGGUAAAUAUAGCAAAAAGAGAAAAUGCAAAGAACUUGGACCCUCGGCUUCCUCAGGAUGAUGGUAGAUUCCAUGUAUUAUUAGGAGCCACUGGUGCGCUCGGAGUUUCUAAGAUAAAACUAAUGAUUAAGAAGCUAGAAGAAAUAUAUGGAAGAGACAAAAUGAGUAUUCAAGUCAUAUUGACUAAAGCUGCUACACAAUUUUUCAAUAAAAAAUACUCUAAGAAGUUAAAAUUGGCCUCUGCAAAUGAAAAUAGGAACAAUACUAAUACCGUCAACACGUCGAAUAUUGAUAAUAAGAGUACUACUCAAAAGAAUACAUUGGCGUCAAAACUCUCUUCAAAUAAUACAUAUAACAAUGAAUCUCCUAGUCAUUCCUCAAGUUACUCUAUGCUAUCUCCGCUUAACACUAGCCUAGGAUCACAGGUUAGUUUACAGAAGGCACCAUUAUCUGCCCAAGUUGAAUUGCCACCUCAUAUUCAAGUUUGGACAGAUCAAGACGAAUGGACCGCUUGGUCUCAACGUACUGAUCCUGUGUUACAUAUAGAGCUACGCCGUUGGGCUGAUAUUUUAGUAAUAGCACCAUUAACGGCUAACACUUUAUCAAAAAUAGCUAUUGGUUUAUGCGAUAACUUAUUAACAUGUGUCAUCAGAGCCUGGAACCCAUCUUUUCCUAUACUGUUGGCGCCUUCUAUGAUCAGCAGCACCUAUAACUGCUACACAACUAAGAAGCACUUAAAGGUAAUAAAUGAAGAAAUGCCAUGGAUAACUGUAUUUAAGCCUUCAGAAAAGAUUAUGGAUAUAAAUGGUGACAUCGGUUUAGGUGGUAUGAUGGACUGGAACGAGAUAGUCGAUAAAAUUGUGAUGAAGUUAGGUGGAUACCCAGUUGAAGAAGAUAGUGCAGAUGAUGAUGAAGAUGAUGAAAAUGAGAACGAUGAUAAGAAAGCCGAAACUGACUACGAUGAUGAUGAUGAUGACGAUGACGAUGACGAUGACGAUGAUGACGAUGAUGACGAUGACGAGGACAGUGAUGAUAAGAAUAUCAUAACAUCUGUUGAUAAACCAAGAAUAUAA
Molecule: messenger RNA, 1773 nt
Organism: Tetrapisispora phaffii CBS 4417
Lineage: Eukaryota; Fungi; Ascomycota; Saccharomycetes; Saccharomycetales; Saccharomycetaceae
Gene: SIS2
Product: phosphopantothenoylcysteine decarboxylase complex subunit SIS2
Exons: 1
Coding region: 1-1773 (590 amino acids)
Biological process (GO): coenzyme A biosynthetic process
Cellular component (GO): phosphopantothenoylcysteine decarboxylase complex
Molecular function (GO): FMN binding; phosphopantothenoylcysteine decarboxylase activity
Source: RefSeq, a predicted model, not a curated record